UUUCUUAAUUACUUUAAUAAAAAAGAUAAAUAAAUUCUCUGGUUUCUUCUCCUAUAGUUUUUUCUGCGAAAUUUAUGCCCACCUUCAUUUAGACUUGUUUCUCUCUCCUCCCUUCUAUUUUUCUCUCUCCUCUUCUGCUUCUUUUCAACAUAAUCCUUGCUACAUUGUUCAUGAUCUGAAUAUUCGCAUUCUCUCUCCUCUUAAUUUUCCUUUUUCUUUUGCUGCAAUUUCUCAACAUUCUUGGUGUCCCACAUGGGAAAGAUUAGAAGUAAAUGGAAACGAAAUUUCUUGAGUGGAUUAAUUUGUUUUCAUUAAAGUGAACCAAUUUUGUGCUUAAGCAACUUUUAAUUUUCCUGCUGGUGGGUUUUAGAUGGUACCAGUUGAAUGUAGCAGCUCGUAGCGGCUGAAACUAAGCAUGUUGAUAGAUUUUUCGUUGGAUUUUGUAAAUCUGUACGAUGAGAAGCAUGUCUUCAACAAAUUUUUUCAUCUUGUGAUGCAAUUGAACAUUAACCUUUAUCAACAAGCAACUGAUAAAGACUUUAUUUCUAAAGAAAACUAUGUUUGGAGGUUAUUAGAGGUCCACUGAUAUUUCUGAUCGGCGUGUGAUCGAAAUAGUAUAUAAUGGACAGAUAUAAACUUUUGAAGGAGCUCGGAGAUGGAACUUGUGGAACUGUAUAUAAGGCUGUCAAUAGGGAGAGUUAUGAGAUUGUUGCUGUCAAGAAAAUGAAAAGGAAGUUCUAUUUUUGGGAAGAAUGUGUAAACUUACGGGAAGUAAAGUCUCUGCGUCGAUUGAGUCAUCCCAACAUCAUAAAGCUGAAAGAAGUUGUGAGAGAGAAUAAUGAUUUGUUCUUCAUAUUUGAAUAUAUGCAAUACAAUCUAUAUCAAAUAAUGAAGGACCGACAUAGACCAUUUACUGAAGAAGAGAUAAGAAACUUUUUGACUCAGGUCCUUCAGGGACUUGCACACAUGCAUAGGAAUGGAUACUUUCAUCGGGAUCUAAAACCUGAGAAUCUUCUGGUGACCAAUGAUGUGAUCAAAAUUGCUGAUUUUGGACUAGCCAGAGAAGUUUCAUCAAUACCUCCAUAUACUGAAUAUGUUUCAACACGUUGGUAUCGGGCCCCCGAAGUUCUGUUGAAGUCUUCAUUGUACACCCCUGCAAUUGAUAUGUGGGCAGUUGGUGCAGUACUUGCUGAACUCUUCACCUCGUGUCCAAUUUUCCCUGGAGAGAGUGAAACAGAUCAGCUAUACAAAAUAUGUUGUGUACUUGGUGCUCCAGAUUGGGCUGUGUUUCCUGAAGCUAAGAACAUCAGUCAACUAAUCAGUAUAAGUUAUUCACAGAUGUUGCCUGCAAAUCUGUCGGAAAUUAUCCCAAAUGCUAAUUGGGAAGCUAUUGAUCUAAUCAGCCAACUGUGUUCUUGGGAUCCACUUAAGAGACCAACAGCAGAACAGGCACUACAUCAUCCAUUCUUCCAUGUUGCUUUGCGGGUGCCUCGUCCCAUUCAUGAUCCCUUUCAUAGUAAGCCAGAUUAUACAAAAACAAAGCCAAACCUUGAGCUGAACUUGUGGGACUUUGACAGCAAGGCAGAUGAUUGUUUCCUCGGCCUGACAUUGGCUGUGAAUCCUGGCGUUUCUAGUUUAGAGAUGGGACCUCGUGUAUCUGGAAGCACACGACAGGAUGUAUAUUUCUGCUCUAGUUUCCAGGAUCAUCCAGAGCAGUCAGUUUUUUGGUCGCUUUUUUCACCUUGCCGAAAUGGGGCGACUCCUCCAGUUGAUCCGUCCUUGUCACUGUCAUUCAGUUCAAUUACGCAUCCUCGAAUUGCAGUUCCUCAUUCAGGAGGUUUCGGCCUUGCAGCUUUGCAGCCAGGUAUUUUAGAUGGCCCAUUAUUGGUUGUUUCGUCCCCCCACCAGCCGAGUCAUUACCUCUGAUUGACUCUAACGUCUUUUUUUCUUUUUUUCAAUGUGGAGGGAGCGAGCAUAGAGAUGUAAUUAUUUCAUUUAUUUUCCUUAUUCCUUCUCCAACACUAAAAUAAUUAUGUUAGGGAUCACAGUUAUUAUGCUCCUUGGAGCUAUUUGUGAAUAUAUUAUAGUUGUUUAUGUAAAGAGUAUAUUUUUUGUCC
Messenger RNA from Beta vulgaris subsp. vulgaris (sugar beet), 2117 nucleotides. Its product is annotated as serine/threonine-protein kinase MHK. Gene Ontology annotation, cellular component: cytoplasm; nucleus. Gene Ontology annotation, molecular function: protein serine/threonine kinase activity; ATP binding. The record is from RefSeq and is a predicted model, not a curated record. The transcript is spliced from 18 exons. Gene Ontology annotation, biological process: protein phosphorylation; intracellular signal transduction. Bases 622 to 1926 code for a protein of 434 amino acids. NCBI's taxonomy places the organism in Eukaryota, Viridiplantae, Streptophyta, Magnoliopsida, Caryophyllales, Amaranthaceae.